AUGCGGACCUCACGAGCUUCUAGAGAAACAGCCAAGGUCCUGGAGGCACUAUCGCCCCCAGCGCGCCGCUCAACGCGCAACUCCUCGUCUCAUCCGAGUGCGCUGCACAACUUCGCCUUCACUGGUGACUCAACCAUCAAGACCGAGUCAAUCCCGACAAUUGCACGACUCUCCCCUCCGAGAAUCCUCGCUUUCCUCCGCCAACACUACCGAUAUCGAAGAUCUCAUCGAGCCCCUUACAAAGCGCCAGAAACGCAAUACCACUCCUCCCCGGAAGGCCCCAGCCCCAGCCCCCCCAGCCCGUUUGUGAAGGAUGACCCCGAUGUGAAAAGUAUCCCUGCCAAAGCUCGGCGAAUGCCUGCGCGAAAAACGAGAGACGCGGAUGGGACGGUCGUCGUGGAGCCUCCGUCAAAUUGGGAGACGAUGUAUAACACCGUGAAGAAGAUGCGGGAGGAUAAUCCCACUGCACCGGUCGAUACGAUGGGCUGUGCGGAAUUGUACUGGCGGGCAUCCUCGCCGAAGGACCGACGGUUUCAGACUCUCAUCGCAUUGAUGCUCUCAUCUCAGACGAAAGAUACCGUCACGGCCGUCGCGAUGCAACGACUACACACGGAACUUGGCGAGCAGGAUCCAAAUAUCAAACCGGAAGUCAAAUUGGAGGACGAAGUUACAAUCAAGCUUGAGGAUGCGGAGGCAAAGCCCGAACCGACAAAGGACAGCACGCUGAACCUGGACAAUAUCCUCGCCGUAUCACCAACACGACUCAACGAAUUGAUAGAGAAAAUCGGAUUCCACAACAAUAAGACUAAAUAUAUCAAAUCUGCCGCAUUAAUCCUGCGAGAUCAGUUUGAGGGCGAUAUCCCUUCCACGCCGGAAGGACUCAUGUCCCUGCCGGGUGUUGGGCCGAAAAUGGCUUACCUCUGCAUGAGUGCGGCAUGGGGUAAGCAUGAGGGAAUCGGUGUCGAUGUGCAUGUCCACCGUAUCACCAAUCUAUGGGGCUGGAAUAAGACCAAGAAUCCCGAGGAAACCCGUAUGGCGCUUCAAUCGUGGCUCCCGCGUGAUAAGUGGCAUGAGAUCAAUAAGCUGCUCGUUGGGCUUGGACAGACGGUUUGCCUGCCUGUUAAAAGGAGAUGUGGAGAGUGCUACCUUGCUGGGACGAAGCUUUGUAAGAGUGAGGUUAGGGGUCUUGCGUCGCCAGUCAAGAUGGAGGUGAAAAUGAAGAGGAAGGAGAGUAGCGAGGAACCCAAGGUCAAGAUUGAAGCUGUAUGA
Molecule: messenger RNA, 1269 nt
Organism: Penicillium manginii
Lineage: Eukaryota; Fungi; Ascomycota; Eurotiomycetes; Eurotiales; Aspergillaceae
Product: endonuclease III domain-containing protein
Exons: 3
Coding region: 1-1269 (422 amino acids)
Biological process (GO): base-excision repair, AP site formation; nucleotide-excision repair; base-excision repair
Cellular component (GO): nucleus
Molecular function (GO): DNA binding; oxidized pyrimidine nucleobase lesion DNA N-glycosylase activity; DNA-(apurinic or apyrimidinic site) endonuclease activity
Source: RefSeq, a predicted model, not a curated record